This is a messenger RNA of Procambarus clarkii (red swamp crayfish), 924 nucleotides long. NCBI's taxonomy places the organism in Eukaryota, Metazoa, Arthropoda, Malacostraca, Decapoda, Cambaridae. The record is from RefSeq and is a predicted model, not a curated record.
AUGGCCACCACCAGCACCGCUCCUGUGCCAGCGGAGGCACCGACGCAGCACCACCAACAACAGCGGAGGCACCUACGCAGCACCAACAACAACAGCGGAGGCCUCGACGCAGCAUCACCAACAACAGCGGAGGCACCGACGCAGCACCACCAACAACAGCGGAGGCACCUACGCAGCACCACCAACAAUAGCGGAGGCCCCGACGCAGCACCACCAACAACAGCGGAGGCCCGACGCAGCACCACCAACAACAGCGAAGGCCUCGACGCAGCACCACCAACAACAGCGGAGGCCCCGACGCAGCACCACCAACAACAGCGGAGGCACCGACGCAGCACCACCAACAACAGCGGAGGCACCUACGCAGCACCACCAACAAUAGCGGAGGCCCCGACGCAGCACCACCAACAACAGCGGAGGCACCUACGCAGCACCACCAACAAUAGCGGAGGCCCCGACGCAGCACCACCAACAACAGCGGAGGCCCCGACGCAGCACCACCAACAAGAGCGGAGGCCCCGACGCAGCACCACCAACAACAGCGGAGGCACCGACGCAGCACCACCAACAACAGCGGAGGCCCCGACGCAGCACCACCAACAACAGCGGAGGCACCGACGCAGCACCACCAACAACAGCGGAGGCACCGACGCAGCACCACCAACAACAGCGGAGGCACCAACGCAGCACCACCAACAACAGCGGAGGCACCGACGCAGCACCACCAACAACAGCGGAGGCACCAACGCAGCACCACCAACAACGCGGCAGCAGCAGCAGGAGGCCCGGCAGGAGGGCCCGCAGCAGCAGCAGGGGGCCCGGCUGGAGGGGCCGCAGCAGCAGCAGGAGCAGGGGGCCCGGCUGGGACGCAGUGUUCAAGUAGAUGCAGGAAUGUGUCGUGACCUCUUCCUCUUUUACACUUAA